Messenger RNA from Daphnia magna, 1557 nucleotides. RefSeq lists its product as uncharacterized. The transcript is spliced from 3 exons. Lineage: Eukaryota; Metazoa; Arthropoda; Branchiopoda; Diplostraca; Daphniidae. Gene Ontology annotation, cellular component: chitin-based extracellular matrix. Gene Ontology annotation, molecular function: structural constituent of chitin-based larval cuticle. Bases 178 to 1431 code for a protein of 417 amino acids. The record is from RefSeq and is a predicted model, not a curated record.
UAUUCUGCAUGAAACCAGGAUGUUGGUCUUGCAGAGGUGGCUCAACGGAAACCCACGCGUCUUCACUACGCAGUUCGUAAAUGCUGAGUCACGCGGUAUGGUUCGGCCAGACUUUUCACCGUUGGAUCGUCCCAAAGUGAAAGAAAACAACAAGAUCAUGGAGUCGCCCUUGUCUCGAUGGUUCCCACUGUUGCUGUUCGCCCGGAACCGUACGCAUAUAAAUGGCUUCAACUGAACAAGAAGCCAUCAGCUCCUAACCAAACCUCCACUGAGAGCGCUUUCCAGCCACUUACCGAGCGAAUCAACAUGCAAUCAACUGUUUCAUUGUCGUUGCUGACCAUCUUUUUGGCUGUACCUUUAUGCAACUGUCAGCUGACGGCUUUUCAUCCGUUCACCAAUGCAGCCUCGACAAGCUUCGCUCCAGUACCUUUUGCCACUUGGAUGCCUUCCUUAUUUUCUGCUACACAAUAUCACGCCCAGGAUGAGCUCGGCCAAGCUUCUUAUGGUUAUGCUUACCCCGGACAAGCAGCCGCCAAUUUCCGAGAUGCUUGGGGUAACCAAGUCGGCAGUUGGGCGUACAUCGAUCCGGAAGGGAAAGAGGUCCGCGUUAGUUACGUAGCCGAUGCGGGAGGAUUCCGCGUCCUUUCAAAUAACUUGCCCCAAACCCCAAUGCAAGUCGUUUCCUCUCCUCCCGUGGCUCCCGUAUCCGACACGCCCGAAGUUGAAGAAGCUAAACGUUUACAUUUUGCGGCUGUAGUUGAAGCAAAAGCGCGCAAUGCAGCCGCAGUCACAGCUGCUAAGAUUCGCCAUCGUCGUAGCCCUGGACAAUUCUAUUCGGCACCUAAACAAAUGGUCCAUUAUCAGACUUAUCAUAGCCAUCAGAAAGCUGCCGUUCCAGUUGUUCACGCAGCACCUGUGAGUGUUAAACCUUUACCCGUUGCUCCUGUUGUCCAGCAUUCAGGAGUUCACGCUGUGCCGUCUUUCCCUGCUGUUAAGGACGUUCCAUUAGCUACUGCUGUCCACGCAGAAGCUCACGCCGUUGCAGCGCCGAACUCAGUAGUUGUCCAACUUGGGCCAGUAUCAUCUCCAAUCAUCAGCAAAUUCCAUUCACAAGAUGAGUUUGGCCAAGCUGCUUUUGGUCACGUAACUGCCGACCAAUCAGCUUCAAAUUUCCGCGACGCUUCCGGUAACCAAAUGGGUCAUUACGCCUACAUCAAUCCCGACGGCCAACAAAUUAUCGUCUACUACACAGCCGGAGCAGGUGGUUUCCAAGUCGUGUCGAAUGCUCUUCCGCAGGCCCCCACCGUUCCUGUUUUUCAGCAUGCCGUUGAUACCGUCCCAGCAGUCAUUCAAGAUACUGCCGAAGUGGUGCAAGCUCGUAGGGAACAUCUAGCCCUUGUCAAAGAGGCGCGGAGUGGUGUCAGAUUGUAAUCAAGUUUGGUUUGAUUUACUAAAAAGAUCCCCGAUCUACAACCAAAAGAGUCUUCGUAUGUACAUAAGUGUUAAUGCUCGUUGGACGUCGGUAUUAAACAGUAAUAAACUUGUAAACAAUCAUAA